Messenger RNA from Penicilliopsis zonata CBS 506.65, 1581 nucleotides. RefSeq lists its product as hypothetical. The record is from RefSeq and is a predicted model, not a curated record. Gene Ontology annotation, molecular function: iron ion binding; monooxygenase activity; heme binding. Lineage: Eukaryota; Fungi; Ascomycota; Eurotiomycetes; Eurotiales; Aspergillaceae. The coding region runs from base 1 to 1581 and encodes 526 amino acids. The transcript has a single exon.
AUGACCCUGGUUCUGCUGCUCGCGAUACUUAUCGCGGUCAGGAUUCUGUAUGAACGGCGAAGGGAUCGCCGUCUCCCACCGGGGCCUCCCCGGUUGCCCCUAAUCGGAAACCUGCACCAGGCCCCGUUGGAGCUGCCCGCGCGCACGUUUCAUGAAUGGAGCCGAAAGUACGGCCCGGUCAUCAGCGCGCAGUUUGGCAUGAACACCGUCAUCAUGAUUGCCGACCCGGUGAUUGCCCGGGACCUGCUUGACAAACGGGGCCAGAUCUACAGCGAUCGCCCCCGGAUGGUCAUGGCGGGCGAGAACCUGACCAAGGGCAUGCAUCUGCUGCUCCGCCGGUACAACGACCGCUACCGACUGCAUCAGCGUAUGGACGCCCCCGCGUUGGGUCCGCGCGCCUCGCCAACCUACUAUCCCCUCCAGGAUCUGGAAAGCAGACAGCUCCUCUUCGACCUGUUGACCUCCAACGACUUCGAUAAGAUCUUUGGCCGGUACGCCGCCAGUUUGAUGUAUGCGCUGGCAUAUGGGUAUCGGCUUCAUACGGGCAACGAGAAGAUCAUGAAGGAUGCGCACCAGGUGCAGCAAAACUUCGCCUACGCCGGCCGCGUCGGCACAUGGAUCGUAGACGCCAUCCCGGCUCUCAACGUCCUGCCCCCACUGCUCGCUCCCUGGAAACGAACGGCGGAGAGCUUUUUCCAGAUGGAGAAAGCCAUGCACCUGCGUAACCUCGACGCCGGGCGGUCGGCGUCCGGCUGGAACUGGACCAAGGAAUUCACCAACUCGCCAGAAGCAAAGGACAUGGAUGACGUGGAGCUGGCGUAUAACCUGGGGAUCGUCGCCGACGCUGGUCUCGACACCACUACUAUGGUCAUGCGAGUGUUCACGCUCGCCGCUCUCGUAGCCCCGGACUUCAUCCCCAAGGCCCAGAGCGAGUUGGACCGGGUGGUGGGACCGGAUCGCCUGCCCGUUCUAGCUGAUAGGGACCAUCUCCCCUAUAUCGCCGCAGUGGUUGAGGAGACGCUUCGCUGGCGCACCAUCGCCCCGACGGGGGCCCCGCAUGCCACCACGCAGGAUGAUUCGUACGGAGGCUACCUCAUCCCUAAGGGUGCGACGGUCAUGGCUCUCUUCUGGACAAUGUGUCUGGACGACGCCCAAGGGGACAGUCCAUUCCAUUUCCGCCCAGAACGGUGGCUCGUCCAGCGCCUGGGGAACGGCACCUCCGACAAGACCAGUGCAGAGCAGCAGCCAUUCGUGAAUUUUUUCGGGUACGGCCGCCGGAUCUGUGCUGGGCGACAUAUCGCUCGCAACUCCCUCUUCCUGCUUAUUGCGCGGCUGCUGUGGGGGUUCAACAUCCGGCAUGCAGUGGAUGCCAACGGGAAGAAGAAGAAAGUGGACGACAUGGCGUUCACCUCUGGCUUCGUCUCGGCCCCAGUGCCGUUCGAGGCAAUCUUCGAAGCCCGCAGUGCGCAGGCCGCCGCCGUGAUCGAGAGGGAGUGGAAGGUGGCGGAGAAGGAUGUUGGCAAGCUUAUGGAUGGGAUCCGCGAGGAGCAGGCUGCACGGGGUUUGAGUCUGUGUGCGUGA